Messenger RNA from Lampris incognitus (smalleye Pacific opah), 1860 nucleotides. Its product is annotated as 26S proteasome non-ATPase regulatory subunit 4-like. Gene Ontology annotation, biological process: proteasome-mediated ubiquitin-dependent protein catabolic process. Gene Ontology annotation, molecular function: polyubiquitin modification-dependent protein binding. NCBI's taxonomy places the organism in Eukaryota, Metazoa, Chordata, Actinopteri, Lampriformes, Lampridae. The record is from RefSeq and is a predicted model, not a curated record. The coding region runs from base 18 to 1145 and encodes 375 amino acids. Gene Ontology annotation, cellular component: cytosol; nucleus; proteasome regulatory particle, base subcomplex. The transcript is spliced from 10 exons.
GCGACGCAGAUUCCAAGAUGGUGCUGGAAAGUACUAUGGUUUGUGUGGACAACAGUGAGUACAUGCGCAAUGGCGACUUCCUACCCACAAGACUGCAGGCCCAGCAGGACGCCGUCAACAUCGUCUGUCACUCCAAGACACGCAGCAACCCUGAAAACAACGUGGGCCUCAUCACUAUGGCCAACAAUUGUGAGGUGCUGACAACAUUGACUCCAGACACGGGAAGGAUAUUAUCGAAACUGCAUGCGGUCCAACCACGGGGGAACAUAAGCUUCUGCACAGGCAUCAGGGUAGCACAUCUGGCUUUGAAGCACAGACAGGGGAAAAACCACAAGAUGCGCAUUAUCGCAUUUGUUGGCAGUCCAGUGGAGGACAACGAAAAAGACCUGGUCAAAAUGGCAAAGCGUCUUAAGAAAGAAAAAGUCAGCGUGGACAUCAUUAACUUUGGAGAGGAGGCCACGAACACAGAAAAGCUGACUAUGUUCAUCAACACUCUGAAUGGGAAAGAGGGAGCGGGCUCCCACUUAGUCACAGUCCCUCCAGGCCCCAGUCUGGCUGACGCGCUGCUGUCCUCACCCAUCCUGGCUGGGGAAGGUGGCGCAAUGCUAGGCCUGGGUGCCAGCGACUUUGAGUUCGGAGUGGAUCCCAGCGCGGACCCCGAACUGGCUUUGGCUCUGAGGGUAUCGAUGGAGGAACAGAGACAGAGACAGGAGGAUGAGGCUCGCAGGGCCGCUGUCGUGUCGGCUGCUGAGGCUGGGGUUCCCUCUCCUACGACAGAUGAGUCUGAGGAUGCCCUGUUAAAGAUGGCCACCCCCCAGGUGGCCACAGCCACGCCUGCUCUGCCUGACUUCAGCCGCAUGACAGAGGAUGAACAAAUAGCCUACGCUCUGCAGAUGUCCAUGCAGGGUGCAGGGGGAGAGUUUGAAGGUGAGGAAAUGGACACAGGUGCUGACAUAGACUCCGGUGAGGCUAAGGAUGAGGAGGACUAUGACGUCAUGCAGGAUCCGGAGUUCCUACAGAGUGUCUUGGAGAACCUCCCUGGAGUUGACCCCAACAAUGAGGCCAUCCGCAAUGCUAUGGGUUCUCUGGCCUCCCAGACAGGCUCAAAACCUGAGGCCAAGAAGGAUGAGGAAAAGAAGAAGUAAACAUCCAAAGAGUGGAACGCAGCACAUACAAUAAAGGACUAAGGCCCAAUUUAUACUCCAAAUGUCGGCUAGGAGACAGACGUCUCUCCACAAUGUUGACGUCACGAGAGACAGUUUUUGUGUCUCCCAGGGCCGUCGUGUACACGACACAUUUUCUUAUGUCGCAGACUCGCGCGCAUUAUGUCGCUUAGCUGUGAUUGGACAGUUGGAUUGAAGGGACGAGGUGUUCCGAGCGUUGCCAUGGUUUUGCUUGAGAGCGUUGUUUUCUCGCUACUGUUUACAGCACAGCGCGUGACGCGAAACGUCUCCAUAGAUACCAGGGGACAGUCAGCGCGACAAGCAUCAAUGCAACAACUCGAGAGACACUUUUUCGUCUGCCGGGAGACAUUUGGAGCAUAAAUCGGGCUUAACGAUAAACGACUCAGAAAUGCACUGUAUGGCUUGUUAAAAGUUUUGCUGCCCUACACCCAAGGCACCCUGCUAUUCACCUGAUGAUGAUAACGGAACCUUUCAGAUGGCCGUGUAUAACAGCUGUAACCUUAUGACCUCUACCCUUUUGAAUUUCCAUUGAGGCUGAUGUUGGUUUUUUUUUUUUGCUCACUUCUCUUUGUUUCAUCAGUUUGUUGACUUUCACUUAUCUACCCAGAAACACUGGGCGGAUGAUAUUAUCCUUAAUAAAUCUGAAUAUUACACAGUGGCACUUGGUGGAGUCUCA